AUGGCGUUCCAGUUCGCUAUAUAUUAUCUUUUUGAUAAAAGUUUAAAAGUUGAGAGUACAUCGCUUAUUUUGGGGGAUUCGGACCAAUUCGAUCAAGUGACAUCGAAGCCUGACCUUGAUAGCGAUGAUAACUGGCUCGAAAUAAAAUGGCCAUCCCGAAAAGAACCGGAGAAGACAGUGGCUGCUAAAGUCUUGCUAUUUGGAGAUUCAUUUAAGGACCUUGUCUCAAAGAAGAAUUUAUUUAUUUUGGGCAAAGACAUAUGGAGCAAGGAAAGCAGGGGUGUGCUCAUGAAAAAGAAAAUACCGGAGACCAAGGUGGUAGGGGCAAAAAAACCCAGACUGGACAAGCUAACCAACAACAAAAAGCAAGCAAGGACCCUGAUGGUACAAAAUCUGAAGAGUACCUUGUCUCAAAAAAGGGUUCCACCAGAUCACCACAGCAGUUCAGAGGAAGAACUUCCACAUUGUUUUCAUAGGGAAAAACAAUCUUUGAAGACCACCAAACUGGCAUACACACCUGUUCUUUACAGCAGUUCUGAUGAUGCCACUAACAUAGAAAGCCCACCACAUCCAAAUCAACACUCCAGUUCUGAAGAUGUCACAGCGAUAAGGAGUCCAUGUCAUCAUAACACUGGCAAUGACUUGGAUGAAGACUUACCCUCAGCUCAUCACAAUCAGAUAUUAGGUGAUGAAACUGGUCAGCAAUCAAUGCCCCGAAUGGAUGAAAUAAUGCCAUACCUUCGUGAACUGCCUGAAAUGAUUAAAUUGAUGAAGGAGUGUGUGCAGUGUGUUAGGGCAUUGAUGCCCUCACCUUCAGGGACCCCCUCAUCCGUGGUGUCAUCCUUAAGCAGUGACAUUGAAAUGCACCCCUUGGCUGGCAGUGCAGUUUCAGUUCCAAAGAGGGCAUUCCAGCGACUGAACCGGUCCCGCAUGUCCAUUUUUGCCCAGGAGCUUUCUGUCCUUGUCUUUACAAGAGACGUUCUUGGCCAGUCCACGCUUACAGGGAAAUCUGGGAAAGGGACCGCCCCCAAAACACAGUUGGAUACUGUCAAGGUGCAGGCCAUAACAGAUGCUGUUCUUGAGGAAUUCCCACUGGCAACGCCUCUGAUGUACGUGCAGUCAUCAGAAGAAAAUGCAACAGUGAGCAGUACAGCCAAAAAAAUGUAA
Molecule: messenger RNA, 1167 nt
Organism: Misgurnus anguillicaudatus (oriental weatherfish)
Lineage: Eukaryota; Metazoa; Chordata; Actinopteri; Cypriniformes; Cobitidae
Source: RefSeq, a predicted model, not a curated record